Molecule: messenger RNA, 1245 nt
Organism: Leptonychotes weddellii (Weddell seal)
Lineage: Eukaryota; Metazoa; Chordata; Mammalia; Carnivora; Phocidae
Source: RefSeq, a predicted model, not a curated record
CGAUUAUCAGAAUUACCUCGUGAAUAGCUGUGUGAAGGAGAACCCCACCAUGGAGCGGUCCAUCGCCCUGUGUAACGGCAUCUCCCAGUGGGUACAGCUGAUGGUUCUCAGCCGCCCCACCCCACAGCUCCGGGCAGAAGUCUUCAUCAAGUUCAUCCAGGUGGCUCAGAAACUCCACCAGCUGCAGAACUUCAAUACACUGAUGGCUGUGAUAGGUGGGCUCUGUCACAGCUCAAUCUCCAGGCUCAAGGAGACAAGUUCGCACGUCCCACAUGAAAUCAAUAAGGUUCUGGGUGAGAUGACCGAGCUGCUGUCCUCCUGUAGAAACUAUGACAACUACCGGCGGGCCUAUGGGGAGUGCACCCAAUUCAAGAUCCCCAUUCUGGGGGUGCACCUCAAGGACCUCAUCUCCCUGUACGAAGCCAUGCCCGACUAUCUGGAAGAUGGGAAGGUCAAUGUCCACAAGCUGCUGGCCCUUUACAAUCAUAUCAAUGAACUGGUCCAGCUGCAAGAGGUGGCCCCGCCCUUGGAGGCCAACAAGGACUUGGUGCACCUGCUGACGUUGUCCUUGGAUCUCUACUACACUGAAGAUGAAAUCUAUGAGCUUUCCUAUGCUCGGGAACCAAGGAACCACAAAGCCCCACCACUAACACCUUCAAAACCACCAGUAGUGGUGGACUGGGCCUCUGGAGUAUCUCCCAAACCGGACCCAAAGACCAUAAGUAAACACGUCCAGAGGAUGGUGGAUUCCGUCUUCAAGAACUAUGAUCAUGACCAGGAUGGAUACAUUUCUCAGGAAGAGUUUGAAAAGAUUGCUGCCAGUUUUCCCUUUUCCUUCUGUGUGAUGGACAAAGACAGGGAAGGCCUCAUCAGCAGAGAUGAGAUCACAGCCUACUUCAUGAGGGCCAGCUCAAUCUACUCCAAACUGGGCCUGGGCUUUCCUCACAACUUUCAAGAGACCACCUAUCUGAAACCUACAUUCUGUGACAACUGUGCUGGAUUUGUAAGUUGUUCUUUGAAUGCUUUAGGUUGAACUUGGGGAGGGGUAUGAGACAAUUUAAGUGAUUAAGCCAGGCAGAGACCUCACCAUCCUUAUCAACCACCCCAGCUUAGAGCCUAAACAAACACCUAGAAUAAGCUCGUUCUCAAAUGCAUGGUUUUUACUUGAACUCAUCUUUACCAUUUCUCCCAGAUUGAUUUCUUCCUCUGGUCUAUGAGGCCUGGGACAAAUGGUAAGAACUGUUG